AUGUUGCAGCAGAAGGGAGCGCAGGUUAGCUGGAGAACAAUGCACAAGGCGGUGCUGGGUGCUGCGGCUGUGGGCGCGGAUCUAGCGAUCGCGUAUGAUGGCUCGACUUCGUCUGGACUUCGACACAGCAUCGAGGUGUUGAGGUGUAUUGUCGAAGAUUGCAAGGCUGACGUCAAUGCCCUUGACGAUAACGAUGAGAGUUUGAUGGACAGCUUUCGACAUUGGGGAUCGCCGCUCUGCUUCGGUACGAGCCAGCAUCAGGGAGCGAGCGUGGUCCAAUGGUGGUUGGAAAAGAUGCAAGACGCAACUCUUGAUUAUAAUUUCGGCCUCUUUCUCCACAAGAAGCAACUUCGCAAAGGCGAAAUUGUUGCACAACACUGCACGCUUUGCGACAGGUGUAUGACACAUGCACACACACUACCUCUGCCGCUCCUCACCACGAAGCCAUCCCAGCGACCAGAAAGUAUUUCCUGCGAACGGUACAUUAUGUCCACCCUCAUUUCGAGAAGAUACACAAUUACGACUUUGGCUUAG
This is a messenger RNA of Didymella exigua CBS 183.55, 534 nucleotides long. RefSeq lists its product as uncharacterized. Bases 1 to 534 code for a protein of 177 amino acids. The transcript is spliced from 2 exons. NCBI's taxonomy places the organism in Eukaryota, Fungi, Ascomycota, Dothideomycetes, Pleosporales, Didymellaceae. The record is from RefSeq and is a predicted model, not a curated record.